Iphiclides podalirius (scarce swallowtail) is the source of this 3249-nucleotide messenger RNA. NCBI's taxonomy places the organism in Eukaryota, Metazoa, Arthropoda, Insecta, Lepidoptera, Papilionidae. The record is from the annotation of a GenBank genome assembly.
AUGCGACUGAACGAGACCGGCCGGCUGCCUAGCGCUCUACCACUUUACAUUAUUAUAAAAGAUACGAAUGAUAUAUCCAUAACGUCCCUCUGGAACAGCUUAAAAACCGACAUGUGCGGCUGUGUAAGAGUGCUUGGCAUCCGUAAACCGUUGCCACGGUCUUGGCAUCGACGAGUUUUUAGCUCGUCGUCAACCCCGCCACCACCUCAAGGUGUACCGUAUACAAAAUUAUCUGUUGGUGUACCGAAAGAAGUGUGGCAAGACGAACGAAGGGUUGCUGUAGUACCGGCAGUAGUUAGUAAAUUAGUCAAAAAAGGGUUUAACGUUAACAUAGAGGAAAAUGCAGGAGUAUUAGCAAACUUUCCUAAUAAAUCAUACGAAGAAGCGGGUGCUAAAAUAACUAGCUUGAAGGAGACUUAUAAAUCGAAUAUAAUUCUCAAAGUACGUCCUCUGAUUGAUAAUGAGGUACAAAAUUUAAAUGAUGAGAGUUCAAUUAUAUCGUUUUUAUACCCGGCACAAAACCUGGAUCUAAUUAAGAAAUUAUCAGCAAAAAAAGUGAAUGCGUUUGCUAUGGAUUGCAUUCCCCGAAUUAGCCGCGCCCAAGCGUUCGACGCACUGAGCUCUAUGGCUAACGUAGCCGGCUAUCGUGCCGUCAUCGAAGCCGCAGCACACUUCCCGCGCUUUUUUUCAGGGCAAAUGACGGCGGCGGGCCGAGUGCCGCCGUGCCGGGUGCUGGUGGUGGGCGGCGGCGUGGCUGGCCUGGCGGCGGCGGCGCAGGCCCGUUGCAUGGGCGCCGCAGUGCGCGCCUUCGACACGCGCCCCGCCGUACGCGAGCAGAUCGAAAGCCUCGGCGCCCAGUUCAUCACCAUGGACAUGACGGAGGAGGGUGCCGGCGAAGGUGGUUACGCGAAAGAGAUGAGCGAGGCAUUUUUGAAUGCGGAACGAGCUCUCCUCGGCAAGGAGGCGAGGACCUCGGAUGUGGUCAUAAGCACUGCGCUAAUACCCGGGAAACCUGCACCAUUGCUUAUUCUAGAGGCAACCGUACGUGACAUGGCACCGGGCAGCGUGAUCGUGGAUCUGGCAGCCGAGAUGGGUGGCAACGUGGAGACUACCAAAAAGGGCGAGAUCGCCAAAGUGCACGGAGUGACCCACAUCGGCCUAACGGACCUACCCAGUCGGAUGCCGGCACACGCAUCAACUCUCUACGCCAACAACAUAUCGGGCUUCCUCUUCAGCAUAGGCACAAAUGACCAUUUCCACAUUAACCUGGAGGAUGAAGUAACCCGAGGGGCUAUAGUGUUGAAGGCGGGAGAACUUCUCUGGCCGCCACCACCGCCACCCAGUAUGGCUCCUGCUACUGCCACCAAAGCACCAGCAAUUACCAAGGCUGAACCUCCUAACCCAUUCAAGGAAACAUUGAAAGAUACUUUCCUAUACUCCACGGGCUUAGCCAGUUUAAUCGGGCUCGGUAUAGCAUCACCAAAUCCUGCGUUCACUACUAUGACGACCACACUUGCGUUGGCAGGCGUGGUAGGAUACCACACGGUGUGGGGAGUGGUGCCCGCGCUUCACUCGCCACUCAUGUCGGUGACCAAUGCCGUAUCUGGUAUCACCGCCGUUGGUGGCUUGCUCCUCAUGGGUGGCGGCUACGUCCCAGAGACUCCAGUGCAGUGGCUGGCAAGCACAGCAGCGCUCAUCUCCUUCGUGAAUGUGUUCGGUGGAUUUCUAGUCACUCAGCGUAUGCUUGAUAUGUUCAAAAGGCCUGGUGACCCACCUGAAUAUGGAUAUUUGUAUGGAAUUCCAGCUGCUGCAUUACUUGGCGGAUAUAUUACAACUGCAAUGCAGGGCUAUCCAGAGGUCCAUCAAAUGGCUUAUCUGGCCUCUUCUCUCUGCUGCGUUGGUGCACUUGCGGGUCUCAGUUCUCAAACAACUGCAAGAAAAGGAAAUUAUCUAGGAAUGAUUGGUGUAGCAGGAGGUAUUGCGGCUACAUUGGGUGCAAUGACUCCUAAUGCUGAGGUGCUAGCACAAAUGAUUGGUGUGGCUGGUAUAGGUGGUUUAUUAGGAAGUGUUAUUGCCAAAAAAAUUGAAAUCACCGAUCUGCCUCAGCUUGUGGCUGGAUUUCACAGUUUGGUGGGAAUGGCAGCUGUGCUGACAUGUAUCGCAACAUAUAUGCAUGACUUUCCUGCAAUGGCUUUUGAUCCUACCGCCGCCACGCUCAAAACUUCACUUUUCCUCGGCACUUACAUUGGUGGCAUUACCUUUACGGGUUCUCUUGUGGCAUAUGGCAAGUUACAAGGUUCAUUAUCGUCAGCACCACUGAUGCUGCCCGGUCGACAUGCAAUCAACGCCGGAUUACUGGCUGGUGCAUUGGGAUGCGGGGGUGCGCUCAUAGCUAUGCCAGAAGCCCCCGGUCUGCCGCUAUUGUCGGCCGCGGCCGUGCUUAGCGGCAUACAAGGACUUACACUAACUGCUGCCAUUGGAGGUGCUGACAUGCCGGUUGUUAUCACCGUACUUAACAGUUACUCAGGCUGGGCUCUAUGUGCAGAAGGUUUUAUGCUUAACAACUCUCUUAUGACAAUCGUCGGUGCACUUAUCGGUAGUUCUGGUGCAAUACUAUCGUACAUUAUGUGCAAGGCCAUGAAUCGGUCACUGCCAAAUGUGAUCCUUGGCGGAUAUGGCGUAACAGCUGGCGGAUCAGCCCGUCCAGCAGGAGCCAGCCACACAGAACUUAAUGUUGACUCUGUCGCUGACCUCAUUCACAGGGCUUCAUCUAUCAUCAUCACUCCAGGUUAUGGUCUUUGCGUAGCUAAAGCGCAAUAUCCAAUUGCUGAAUUAGUUGAACUUCUUAAAGAAGCUGGAAAGAAAGUUCGAUUCGCCAUCCAUCCAGUUGCUGGUCGUAUGCCUGGACAGCUUAAUGUUUUACUAGCUGAGGCUGGUGUACCAUAUGAUGAUGUAUUUGAAAUGGAAGAAAUCAAUGAUGAAUUUACUGAAACUGAUCUAGUUCUUGUAAUUGGUGCAAAUGACACAGUCAAUAGUGCUGCUGAAGAUGAUCCCAAUUCGCCCAUUGCUGGCAUGCCAGUGUUAAAAGUGUGGAAAGCAAACCAGGUGGUAGUUAUGAAGAGAUCAAUGGGAGUGGGAUAUGCUGCUGUAGAUAAUCCAAUAUUCUACAACCCUAACACUGCUAUGUUAUUGGGUGACGCUAAAAAAACUUGCGACGCAUUGCUCGAACGCGUAAAACACUUAGCUCAA